UCGCCUUGCAGCAGCUGUUUUUGUUUAUUAUUCGAUUUGUGAUUUUGAUUAUUCGAUUUGGUAUAAAAGAUUGUGAACCGAAUAAAAUGAAUAAAUUGGCCUCGGAUAAAUGUAAUUUGCAAAACAUCUGUGGAAAAAUUAAAGGCAAGACAGUAAAUGGUUUCGGAAAGAUAAACCCCCUGACAAGUAAAAUUUAAAAGUCGCACUCGAUUUCUAUUUUUCGAUCAUUCAUAAGUCCAAGGUUUGCUAAUUUAAUUUAACUGCUGGUCAUAUCCAUCGCUCGAAGCCUUCUAAACGUAUUUUUGAUUGGGAAUUUUCGGGCAUCUUUAAGUAACCGGCUAAAUACAAUUCCUUCAAUCGAACGGGGAAGUUACAUUUGUGAACUUACUGUUCUUUUUUGGCUAUCGUUCAAAGGUUACAUCACGGGUGCUGUGUUUUAAGAAGAAUGAAUAUGAAAUUUGACUGCUUCCUUCUGAACAGAUCAACUCACUGAUUUUAAGUAGUAAAGCAACAUUGUAUGUUACUUAUUAUCAUACGUUUAUAUUGAUAAUGUAAUGUACAUAUAAAAGGUAAUCUUAUCUCGGUCAGAAUAAACAAAAUCCAUUUAGUCACAAAGAGAGGCAGUUGCAGCUUCAUUAAAUAACAGCGAAGAGAAUUUUUCAUUUACCCUACAUAUAAAGCGUUCUGAUAAUGUGUGAGUAUGGUGAUACCGACAAGUCUGCAUAUAUUCAGGAGUGGACGGAUCUUAAUGACUACCAUCGGCCAGAACAACAAAAACAAUUACUGCCAUCGACGACACAAUUGCAAUACCAUUGUAGAAAUGAUAAUAACGAGAGGGAACCUGAAAACACCUCGAGGUGCUUUGGUGAGGAAGCAGCACUUUCAGUGUGUUUGACAUCGCAGUCAGAGCGGUUGGUGGCUUCACGUUUAACUGGAGGUUACGAUCUUGGCAGCAACUACUUAUUAGGCAGAAAGCCAACACCCCCUUGCCGAAAAAAAUUUGCAGAAAGGAUGACAAACAUAAUAAAAAGUCGGAGCUUCGUAGUGGAUUUACUGUCGAUACUUUUUGGCAUAGGCACAUGGAUAGGUGUAAACGGUACUUUUAUUCAAGUACCGCUGCUAGUAAAAGAGGCGCCAGAAAGUUGGAGUUUAGCAUCGUAUCUAAGCGUUGCGGUACAGAUUGGAAAUAUAGGUCCGAUCACGUACACCCUCAUACAACACUUUGCGAAGAAGAGGAUAAACGAUUCGCUAUUCAUUUAUGUUUUGUUGGUGGUGGGCACAUUGGCAGCAUUGUUCACAAGCUUCUUCUAUAGUGAAACCGUGGUAGUAUUUGGCGCGGAACGCAGCUUAGCUCUAUAUAUACUCACAUUUUCAUCCGCUCUCACGGCAUGUACAAGUUCGGUGCUCUUCAUGCCUUAUAUGGGUCGUUUUAAGGAAAUGUACUUAGUAACAUAUUUUAUGGGGGAGGGCCUAAGUGGUUUGUUACCAAGUGUUCUAUCACUGGUGCAGGGCAUCGGUGGUGAUGCCGAAUGCGUCUUGGUGAACAACACAAUAUCCGGUGAAGAGGUCUACGAGAAACAAACACUUCCUCCACGCUUCGGCUCUAUGGAAUUCUUCCUAUGUAUUUUCGCUUUGUUUGUAUGCAGUGGCAUUGCUUUUACUCUGCUGGAUCGACUUAAAUUAGUAAAGCAGGAAUAUGUUGCAGGCCAAAUCGAUUUUGGCAACAACUAUAAAUAUGAAGAGGAUACCACGCCUAAUACUACAGACCAUGCUGCAGUUACAGACACACCCAAUAACGAAAAUAAGGCGACACAAAUUUCAGCCAACGAAUAUAUUUUACUGUUGCUACUUAUUGGCUGCUUAUCCUUCAUGGCCAAUGGCAUGUUCAACUCCAUACAAUCUUACUCAAGUUUACCGUAUGGUAACCAGGCGUACCACCUCUCUGUGACUUUGAGUGUAAUUGCUAAUCCGGUUGCGUGUUUCUUAGCGAUUUUUGUGCCCCAUACAUCGUUGCGGCCUAUCUAUGUGCUAUGCUCGUUGUGUGCCGUUUUGACUGCGUACGUGUUUGUUACAGCUUCCAUGAGUCCAUUGCCGCCAUUGCAUGGCACCACCGCAGGAUCGGUGAUCGUGAUAAUUUGUUGGACUUUGCUAAUUGGAUUGGUGAGCUAUACCAAGCUAUCGAUUUCGUCAAUUAUGCGCGCUCAGGGUGGUCGAUCUCUCGUAUGGACUGGCGGACUUACACAAAUUGGUGCUCUUUUCGGCUCGGUGCUUAUAUUUAUUUUAAUAAACUACACAAACAGUUUUCAAGAAUCGGAGGGAAGCGAUUGCUAAAAUAAAAUAUUGUAUUCGAAAUAUAUACAUAUAUAUAUAUAUAUAUAUAUAUAUAUAUAUAUAUGUAUGUACAUAUGUAUAUAUGUGUGUAAGUAAAUAUUUUACUUAAAGCCAAAUGAAUGAAUGAUGUUUACAGAACGGCAAAUAGUACAAACAUUUAGUAAUACAUUUUCAUCAUUUUUUAAUCUUAGAUACAUUUUCAUUUUAAAACUAAAUUGUUUGCGAAAGUGAGUUUUGAGUUGACGCAAUUACUUUUUAAGAUUUUUUUUAUAUAACGAGCUCAAAAAGGUUUUUAUGGUUAUCUAGUGAAAUGUGUGAAAAAAUACAUUUUAUUGAAAAAUAAAAUUCAAAAUAAUUCUGAUUCAAAAACACUUCCUUCAUAAGUUGAAGCAUAUGGUAUGUAUAAGAAUAAGGAAAGUUUUUUCAACGGAAGAUCUUAAAAAAAAUUAGAUUAACUAUAAAUACGCUGUGUUUUAUUGUAAAAAGCCCAUGUGUCACAGUUUCUAAACUAGCGCUGGCACAGAAAUUUCAAUCACAGAUAUGAAAUCGUCAUCAAAAAUUAAGCUAGUAACAUGUAACAUAACCUAAUAAUCACAUAUACUGUUGUGCAGUGUAAUCAAUUUACAUACGCACAGUGGGAGAAAUGGCCAAUCUGGCGGCGCCUUGUUAAUAACUU
Molecule: messenger RNA, 3007 nt
Organism: Rhagoletis pomonella (apple maggot)
Lineage: Eukaryota; Metazoa; Arthropoda; Insecta; Diptera; Tephritidae
Product: solute carrier family 52, riboflavin transporter, member 3-A
Exons: 6
Coding region: 691-2331 (546 amino acids)
Biological process (GO): riboflavin transport
Cellular component (GO): plasma membrane
Molecular function (GO): riboflavin transmembrane transporter activity
Source: RefSeq, a predicted model, not a curated record